Messenger RNA from Rhineura floridana, 1032 nucleotides. Its product is annotated as armadillo repeat-containing protein 12-like. Gene Ontology annotation, cellular component: nucleus. The transcript is spliced from 6 exons. Lineage: Eukaryota; Metazoa; Chordata; Lepidosauria; Squamata; Rhineuridae. The record is from RefSeq and is a predicted model, not a curated record. The coding region runs from base 4 to 1032 and encodes 342 amino acids.
GAGAUGAAGUAUUUAGAGCUGGUAACGACAAAAAACGCUGUAUCUGCGGCUACAGGAGCUGGGGCUAUCUUCCUAGUGGCCAAGACCAUCAUGGCUGGGAUCAAGAGCCCUCCCUACAACCCAGAGCCACUUACCUUAGCCAAACUUGCCAUAGAGCACCAGAGUAAAAAUGUGAUGGACUCCGGAGAACUCAGGGGGCUCCUGCACACCCUCAAUCCAAAGCUGGAUGACUACUCCAAGAAUAUGAUACUCCAUGGCAUCACACGGAGUGUUUACCUACUGGACACUGAGGCAUCUGCCUGUACAUAUGAGGAUAUCAAACUGGUGGCCUCCUUCCUGGAUGAUCCAGACAUGGGCAUCAAGAUUCAGACACUCCAUGCCCUCAAGGCCUUCAGUGGCAUUUGGAAGUUUAGAAUUAGGAUUCAGGAGUUUGUCCCCAAGAUUCUUGAAAUGGUCACCAGCCUCUGGGAUAAUGAUGUGCACGUUGCUGGACUGAGGCUACUGAAUGGGCUGCAGAUACCGGAUCACACACAUAUACUGCUGAAAAAGCUUAUGCCUGCCUUAAUGGAAAUUCUGCAGAUGGGGAACACUUUGGCCCAGGUGCAGGUUCUAAAAUUCCUUAGUAUGCUAGCUCAGAAGGAAGAUCUGUUAUUUGACAUCAUGAAUUGCCAGGUACACCCUGAAUUCCUCCACCUCUUCCAACCUUCACGGCCUGGAAACCUGCUCUUCGAGCUGCUGGUGUUUGUGGAAUGGCUUUGUGAGGGUCGCCUGACUCCCCAGUAUCAGUCAGUGCACUGGCAGUACAAUGAAUUAUCUCUUCACGAGGUCCUCUUCGGAAGGGAUUCCCGUCUAGCCGACCGCCUUCUCUCCCUCAUCAUUCACCCUGAGGAAGAGGUGCAGAUCCAGGCCUGCAGGGUCAUCCUGAAACUCCAGCUAAACGAAGAGGGGGAGCUUGCUGUCCUCCGCAACUCUGAUUCCACCUUCUUCUCUGAGCCAAACAUUGGCAGCUCUUUCAUUCAGUCUCGCUGUUAA